AUGGCACCAGUCAGACCUUUCAAAAUCACAAUUCCUGACUCGGAAAUUGAGAAGCUGAGGAAGAAGCUGUCGUUGGCAACCUUCCCCGAAGAAGUCGAGUUCAGUGAUGACUGGCACUAUGGAGCCCCGCUGAAGGAUAUCAGGCGGUUGGCCCAGUACUGGCAAGAUGGCUUCGAUUGGCGCUCGGCCGAGGCCAAGCUCAAUGAACUGCCCCAAUUCAGUACAGCCAUUUCUGUUGACGGUCAUGGCGACAUUGAUGUCCAUUUCGUGCAUCAGAAGAGCACGCGUGCGGAUAGCAUACCGCUUUUAUUCUGCCAUGGCUGGCCUGGCAGCUUUCUCGAGGUGAUCAAGCUGCUACCGCUGCUGACGAGCGGCGAUGACGCUUCGAAACCAUCUUUCCAUGUUGUCGCGCCAUCGCUACCCAACUUCGGCUUCUCUGGCCGCGCACCUCGACGAGGGUUUGCAAUUCCUCAAUACGCCGAGGUGUGCCACAAAUUGAUGAAGGCACUUGGAUAUGAGCAUUAUGUCACGCAAGGCGGAGACUGGGGCUACAUCAUCACACGGAUGAUGACCGUGUUGUAUCCAGAGCAUGUCUUAGCCGCUCAUGUGAAUUAUGUGCGCAAAACGGAGCCGCCAACGUUCACCGAGACGCCCGCAACCUACCUAAAGCAUGCAGUGCUGCCAUACAGCGCCGAAGAGAAGGCUGGUCUUGAACGCACGAGUUGGUUCCACAAUCAGGGAUUUGGCUACAAUCUGGAGCAGUCAACACGGCCAAACACCAUCGGUUUCGCGCUUGCGGAUAGUCCCGUUGCUCUGUUAGCCUGGAUAUAUGAGAAACUUCAUGACUGGACAGAUAGCUAUGCGUGGACAGACGACGAGGUCCUCACAUGGAUUGGCAUCUACGCCUUUAGCACCGCUGGUCCGGAAGCAAGCGUCAGAAUCUACUAUGAGAGCACGCACAGUCAGCUCGAACUACAUUCAAAGGCAAGAGCCUAUGUCCCUGGUGUGCCUUUGGGUCUGAGCUAUUUCCCACGCGAUCUGGUUGUGCCCCCGAGCACCUGGGGUCGCUCAUUAGGACCGGUUGUGUUUGAGAGACGUCAUCAGGAUGGUGGCCAUUUUGCCGCUUAUGAGCGACCCGAGAAACUUGCUGGGGACUUGAUGGACAUGUUUGGAAAGGGUGGUGGUGCCGAAAAGGUUGCAAAGAGAAUUACGGCUGCCUAG
Molecule: messenger RNA, 1221 nt
Organism: Phaeoacremonium minimum UCRPA7
Lineage: Eukaryota; Fungi; Ascomycota; Sordariomycetes; Togniniales; Togniniaceae
Product: putative epoxide hydrolase protein
Exons: 1
Coding region: 1-1221 (406 amino acids)
Biological process (GO): epoxide metabolic process
Molecular function (GO): epoxide hydrolase activity
Source: RefSeq, a predicted model, not a curated record